This is a messenger RNA of Aspergillus clavatus NRRL 1, 4092 nucleotides long. Its product is annotated as phosphoribosylformylglycinamidine synthase. The record is from RefSeq and is a predicted model, not a curated record. Gene Ontology annotation, molecular function: phosphoribosylformylglycinamidine synthase activity. Bases 1 to 4092 code for a protein of 1363 amino acids. The transcript has a single exon. NCBI's taxonomy places the organism in Eukaryota, Fungi, Ascomycota, Eurotiomycetes, Eurotiales, Aspergillaceae. Gene Ontology annotation, biological process: 'de novo' IMP biosynthetic process.
AUGGCCUCCACACCCCCCAAUUCCACAUAUCUGGCAGUUCCAGGCUCAGUUGCCUUUUCCCAGUCUAGGGGACGCGCAAUUGCUGCCAGCAUUGGAGCCCAGAAUGUUCGUGCUCAGUGGAUCCACUACGUCCACGCCGAACGCCCGUUAGAUACUCAACAACAGGGCGUUCUGGAGCAGCUGCUCCGUUACGGCGAUAUCACCGAUGUUCCCGCUUCCUUCAGUUCUGAAGAUGGUUCUUUCGAUGUCUUCUAUGUCUUCCCCCGCACUGGAACUAUUUCGCCAUGGAGUUCCCAGGCCACCGGCAUCUCGCAUGUCUGUGGUUUGCGCCAGUACGUCAAGCGUAUUGAGCGGGGUAUCAAGAUCUCGUGUCUUCGCAAUGGCUCCCAAGAGCUCAAGCCCGGCUUCGAAGAUAUCCUCCACGAUCGCAUGACUCAAGUGCUCAGCCAAACCGAGCCCGACCUGCAUUUGAUGUUUUCCGAACACGCCCCCGAGCCUCUCCAGACGAUCGCCCUCCACGGUAGCGACAAGUCUCCCAAAGAAGUCCUACAGGAAGCGAAUAAGCGGUUAGGAUUGGCGCUGGAACAAUCAGAGAUUGACUAUCUUGCCGAAGCGUACGGCCCCAACGGCCCUCUUGCUCGUGACCCCACCGAUGUUGAGCUGUUCAUGUUUGCGCAAGUCAACUCAGAGCACUGUCGCCACAAGCAGUUCAAUGCCUCCUGGGUCAUUGAUGGCGAGCAGAUGCCAAACAGUCUAUUUGCCAUGAUCCGCAACACCCACAAGAAGCACCCCGAACACACCGUCAGCGCCUACAGUGACAAUGCCGCCGUGCUGGAGGGACCCAGUGCCGCUUUUUGGGGUCCUGACUCGACCACCGGCGAGUGGAAUCACACCAAGGAGGUCGUUCAUUUCUUGGCCAAGGUUGAGACCCACAACCACCCCACUGCCGUAUCUCCCUUCCCUGGUGCUGCAACCGGCUCCGGUGGAGAGAUCCGUGACGAAGGUGCCGUAGGCAGAGGCUCGAAACCCAAGGCUGGCUUGUCUGGAUUCUGCGUUUCUGAUCUCCUGAUUCCGGGCCAUAAACAGCCCUGGGAGCUUGACGUAGGCAAGCCUAACCACAUUGCAAGCAGCUUGGAUAUUAUGCUCGAGGCUCCUAUUGGUAGUGCUCACUACAACAAUGAAUUCGGACGGCCGUGCACACUUGGAUAUUUCCGCACUCUUCUGACUCAGAUCGAUGUUGGCAGUGGUGAGACCGAGGUUCGUGGUUAUCACAAGCCUAUCAUGAUUGCUGGUGGUGUCGGUACCGUCAGACCACAGCACGCUAUCAAGAAGCCUGAGAUUGUUAAGCCCGGGUCUUACCUUGUUGUUCUUGGAGGACCUGCUAUGCUGAUCGGAUUGGGUGGAGGUGCCGCCUCUAGUAUCACGUCCGGUGAAGGAUCCGCAGACUUGGAUUUCGCUAGUGUACAGAGAGGCAAUGCCGAAGUGCAGCGGAGAGCCCAGGAGGUGAUCAACGCCUGUGUGGCCAUGGGAGAGAACAGCCCCAUCAAGUUCAUCCAUGAUGUUGGUGCUGGCGGUCUUUCUAAUGCACUCCCCGAGUUGAUCCACGAUUCCGGUCUCGGUGCUACUUUUGAGCUUCGCGAGGUUGACAGCGCCGAUAAGAGCAUGAGCCCCAUGCAGAUCUGGUGCUGUGAAGCUCAGGAGAGAUAUGUCCUUGCCGUCAGCGAAGAAGGCAUGAACAAAUUCACUGCCAUUGCUAACCGUGAGCGAUGCGGUUUCUCUGUUGUCGGCCGGGGUGAAGGUGCCGCAUCCGAAGAGGAAAAGAGACUCAUCCUCCUCGACAGAGAUUCUACCCAGUAUCCCAAGCCCAUCGAUCUUCCAUUGUCUGUCCUCUUCGGCAAGCCUCCCCGGAUGACUAGAACCGUGGACUCCCGCAAAUUGAAGCUGCCCGCUGUCGACGCCAGCCUCACUACCUACCUCCCAUCGCUUGCGCCAAACCGCGUUGAGCUGAUCAGCGAGGCCGCAAACCGUGUUCUGUCUCUGCCUGCUGUCGGCUCCAAGUCUUUCCUUAUCACUAUCGGUGAUCGUACCGUUGGUGGUCUCACUGCUCGGGACCAGAUGGUUGGACGCUGGCAGACUCCAGUGUCUGACGUCUCUGUCACGGCAACUGCCUUGCUGCAGGGAAUGAAGACUGGCGAGGCCAUGGCUAUGGGUGAGAGGCCAACCCUUGCCCUCAUCUCUCCGGCAGCAUCGGCGCGGAUGGCGGUUGCGGAAUCUCUCAUGAACAUCGCUGCCGCGGACCUGUUCGAUCGAUUGAGCCAGGUCAAGCUCUCAGCCAACUGGAUGUCCGCCAGUAAUCAUCCCGGUGAAGGUGCGGCCAUCUACGAAGCCGUUGAAGCUAUUGGCAUGGACCUGUGCCCCAAGCUUGGCAUCAGCAUUCCAGUUGGAAAGGACUCCAUGUCUAUGAAGAUGAAGUGGACAGACGAGGCCUCCAAGGAGUCGAAGGAGGUCACUGCUCCCAUGUCGCUCGUCAUCACCUCCUUCGCGCCUGUUGGUGACUUCCGCAAGACGUGGACUCCUGCCCUGCGCCGUGUUGAGGAUGUCGGCGAGACUGUUCUGAUGUUCGUCGAUCUUUCCUUCGGUCGCAGGACCCUGGGUGGUUCUGCCCUGGCUCAAGUUUUCAGCCAGGUCGGAGACGAAUGUCCCGACGUUCGUGACGUAGAGAUCUUCAGAGAUUUCUUCGAUGCCACUCAACAGCUACAGGAGGCUGGCAUCGUCCUGGCCUACCACGAUAGAUCUGAUGGUGGUUUGUUCACUACUCUCGCCGAGAUGAUGUUCGCCGGCCGAUGCGGCGUUGAAAUCAUGCUGGACAACAUUUGCCCCACCAACGACACACAGGAUAUCAUCUCGACACUCUUCACGGAAGAACUGGGUGCGGUCUUCCAGGUUCGCAAAGAGCAUGAGAUCCAAUUCCGUUCGUGCUUUGCCACCUGCGGUCCCCCUGCUGGCCUGAUCCAUAAGAUUGGUCGUGUCUCCGAGAGACCUAAGCAAAACCUUGCCAUCUACCACAAGGCCAGCCUGGUCUACCGCAACAGCCGUGCAAACAUCCAACAGACUUGGGCCACCACCUCCUACCAGAUGCAGAAGAUCCGUGACAAUGCCGCCUGCGCGGAACAGGAAUUCUCGAACAUCUUGGACGACACGGAUCCCGGUCUGUCAUGGAACCCCACCUUUGACCCUAAGGACCGGGCCAUGCCUCUCCUCACCAGCCUCAAGUCUCCCUUCAGCAACAAGCCCCGCGUCGCGAUCCUGCGUGAGCAGGGUGUGAACAGCCAGGCUGAGAUGGCCUUUGCUUUCAACACGGCCGGCUUCUCUGCUGUCGACGUCCACAUGACCGACAUCAUUUCUGGCCGCGUUUCCCUUUCCAGCUUUGUCGGUCUGGCCGCCUGCGGUGGUUUCUCCUACGGCGACGUCCUCGGCGCUGGCCAAGGAUGGGCCAAGUCCGUCCUGCUGCACGAGAACACCCGCAACGAGUUCCAGAGCUUCUUUGAGCGCCCCGACACCUUCGCCCUGGGCGUCUGCAACGGCUGCCAGUUCCUCUCCCGUCUCAAGGAUUUGAUCCCCGGCGCCGCCAACUGGCCUAGCUUCGAGCGCAACGCCAGCGAGCAGUACGAAGGACGCGUCUGCAUGGUCCGCAUCUCCGACCCUGACCAGGCAAACCCAAGCGUCUUCCUGCACGGCAUGAACGGUACCUCGCUGCCCAUCGCCGUCGCCCACGGCGAAGGCCGCGCCUCUUUCGCCCCGGCCUCCAACGCCACCGCCGAAGCCUUCGUCCGCGAUGGCCUUGCCCCCGUCCAGUAUGUCGACAAUGCCACCCUCAAACCCACCAUGAAAUAUCCCUUCAACCCCAACGGCAGCCCCGAGGGUAUUGCCGGUAUCCGCAACGCCAACGGCCGUGUGCUGGCCAUCAUGCCUCACCCCGAGCGUACCGUCAUGGGCGGCAUUGCCAGCUACCUGCCUCCCAAUGCUGAAGAAUGGGGCGACAUCGGUCCUUGGGGGCGUGUCUUCUUUAGUGCUAGAAGAUGGGUGGGUUAA